Messenger RNA from Cylindrotheca closterium, 1131 nucleotides. The record is from the annotation of a GenBank genome assembly. NCBI's taxonomy places the organism in Eukaryota, Bacillariophyta, Bacillariophyceae, Bacillariales, Bacillariaceae.
AUGCAAGGCUGCAGUGGAACUGGAAACGUUGCUUUCUCAGAUGCAAUCAUCACUCCUGACGUAGCGUCUCACCUGGAGCAAUAUGAUUCUCUAAUGGCAAAUGAGGAUAUGGAUAUCAUCCAAAGGUAUGAGAAGAAGGACAUUCGCAGAGUCUCCAAAUUGGGAGAAGGCUGCUUCAGCAAUGUCUUUCUAGUGGUUGGCCAAUCCGAACAGAAAAAGAUGGCACUCAAGUGCUUGGAUCACAACAAGAUCCGCUCUCCACAAGAAUUCCUUUCGGCUUCUCGAGACUUGAUAUGUGAAGCCAAUAUGCUAGCCCAAUUGGAGCACCCCAACAUUGUCAAGCUUCACGGAGUUUGCACCACUUCCAUCUCGGAAUCCUAUCUACAAGAUGGUGAAGGAUAUUUCAUGGUCUUAGAUGUCAUGCAAGUCACUUUGAAGGAUAGACUACGAAUCUGGCGCAAUGACCCUCAAAGCUACAAGAAGCGUGGGUUGGCUUCCAGACUCAUGAACAAGGGUCACUCACAAGAGAAGCUUGAUCAAGACGAAAUGAUGGAUCGUAUCAACUCUGUUGCAUAUGGUGUUGCAGAAGCAAUGAGCUGCGUUCACAAGAGAGAUAUUAUCAUGCGAAACUUGGCGCCUGACAAUAUUGGUUUCAAUGAAACCACUGGCAAGGUCUGCUUGUUUGACUUUGGCUCGGCAAGAUACUUGGAGGAUGGCGAUGAUGCUGCCAUUAACGGAUCUCCUAACUACAUGGCUCCUGAAGUCAUGCGAGCAGGAGGAUAUUCUUUUGCAUCGGAUGUCUACUCCUUUGCCAUGAUCAUGUACGAGAUCUGCACCUUGCGCAAGCUGACACCUCGGGCGAAUAAGCCCUUUACCAUUCACCACGGUACUGGUGGUGCACUACCAAGACAGAGUGGCUUUGAUUCACGACCAUCCUUGGAAUGCAUUCCUUCUCGGGAUACACAAUACCUAAUUGAAGACUGCUGGUGCAGUGAUCCUCAAUUGCGUCCAAGCUUUGAACAGAUUAGCCGAGCGAUAUCCGAGGUUGUGCUCGGAAAGGAGAACCAUGGAGGAAAUUACUCACAAUCAGAUGAGCGAACGGUGACCAGUGAAUCCGAAGCACACAUUUGA